Cyprinodon tularosa is the source of this 2454-nucleotide messenger RNA. It is a transcript of the gene znf830, whose product is annotated as zinc finger protein 830. Lineage: Eukaryota; Metazoa; Chordata; Actinopteri; Cyprinodontiformes; Cyprinodontidae. Bases 82 to 1077 code for a protein of 331 amino acids. The transcript has a single exon. Gene Ontology annotation, biological process: mitotic DNA replication checkpoint signaling; nuclear DNA replication; mitotic DNA damage checkpoint signaling. The record is from RefSeq and is a predicted model, not a curated record. Gene Ontology annotation, molecular function: zinc ion binding; nucleic acid binding. Gene Ontology annotation, cellular component: nucleus; spliceosomal complex.
CCAUUAUUGCAGAAAAAUAAGAGGCAACAUUCUGUUUGGGAAGUAAGUAGCUGGUUAAGCUAACACGCUUCGUUACCAAGAAUGGCGUCAAAAAAGGGAAAGAAAGUAGUAAACCAAGAAGAACUCCGGCGGCUUAUGAGAGAGAAACAAAGGCAAAACACCGAGAAGAAGCGCGUGGAAUCUCCUUUCGCUAAAUACAACAGUUUGGGUCACCUCAGCUGCUCCUUGUGCUCUGUGCAGGUGAGAUCUGAACUGCUGUGGCCAACUCACGUUCUGGGAAAGCAGCAUAAAGAUAAAGUUGCAGAGUUGAAAGAAGCAAAGAGUCAACCAGCUGUACCACAGAGUCAGCCGACAAAAAGGAAAAUGCAGGGCAGUGAGGAAGCAGUUCAAAAAAAGGCCAAAGCAGCAGGUCAGUCUGGGUCAGGGUUGCCUGGAGACUUCUUUGAGAAACCAGCUGAAAAGGCGCCUUCACAGAAAUCUGCAGGAUUGAGCCUUUUAGCCGGAGUUUAUGACGAAGACGACGAUGAAAACACUGAUGAGCACAACCCCCCAGCUCAGCCAGCUGAGGAGCUGCCAGCCGACUUCUUUGACAGCUCCAUCCCAUCCACGCCUGCUAUAUCCCACUCAGGAUCCAUCCUUAAAGCAGAGGUAGCGGAGAAGACCGCCGAAAAGAAAGACAACACCGCGGAGGCACUGCCAGAGGGUUUCUUCGACGAUCCGGUCAGGGACGCGAAGGUCCGAAACGUCGACGCCCCGAAGGAUCAGAUGGACAAGGAGUGGGAAGAGUUUCAGAGGGAAAUCCGACAGGUGAACACUAAGUCUGAGGCCAUUGUGGCAGAGGACGAUGAAGAAGGGCGCCUUGAGCGACAGAUCGACGAGAUUGAUGAACAGAUCGAGUGUUAUAAAAGGGUGGAACUGCUCAGGGACAAGAGGGAUGUGUUGAAGAGUAAACGUGAGCCCAGGAAGGAUGAAAACAUGGAGACUGAGGAAAACAACGAGGCGGAGGGGGAGGAGGAUGAAGAGGGAUUGCUGGGACUUCUGUCCCAGGACUGGAGAGCUAAGGGAGCUCUAGCCUAAAGUUACUGUAAAUCAUGUUUUUGGUCACGAUUUGACAAUUGUUUCCAAACAUGUAAAUAGUUUUACUUAAAGUCACCAUGUUUUGUAAAUUUCAGAUUUGAUUCCUGCAACACACCAGUAAAAAUGUGACAGAAUCCAGGGCUCUUUAAUUUAUUACAAAAACACAAAGUCAAGCCUUUCACUUACUUUAUUCAUUGGUGCUCAAACGAAAAAAAAAAAACAUUUACAGUUGCAACGUGGACCCAAAAAUAUGGCAGUGACAAAAGCCAAACUCAGUCCUGCAAAAACCAUUAUAGAAAAUUAUUUUUGGGAACAAAAAUAACUUAAACAAGUCAUACAUUUUCAUUUGAUAAAGGGUCAAUUGCUAAGAACCCCCCCUUUUUUUCUUCUUAAAGCAUCCAAAGUUAAACAAUUUUUGGUCAAAUGUUGCAACUAGUAUGUUUUGAUGCAUAAAAAUAAUCUAGUAAAUCUCAAUUUUACAAUUAAAUUACUAAAAUAGGGUAUUAUUUAAGUAAAAUGAUCUAAUUUCAAUACACAGCGACACAUUUCAAGUCUUGUUCAUGUAGAUUCUUUACAAAUAAGGAAAACUCAAAAUUCCGCUACAUAAGCUCAAAAAGAACUUUUAAAAACAAAUCUACUGUUAAAACUCUGGCUUUUAACAGCUGAAUGAGAGGAUAUUAAUGGAAAAUUAAGUGAAAAGAAAAAGAGCCUCAUUGUCCAAUGGAAUUUGCACUGUCAAAAGUAUCAAUCCUGUUAACCUUUAACUGAGGACACAAUAAGCUCCAGGGUGAUAUUACUGUUGGUACAUGAUUAAAUACCAGUAAUUUGUUAAAUUCAUAAAUACCGCUAUUAUUGCCAGCAUCAGUUAUACAAUUUUAUAAAUGUAUUUGUUUUCAGGGGUCGCCACAGCAAGUCAUUACAACCUACUUCCAGACUAGAAGAGUUUUACCUUACACAACUAGUAUGCAAACCCUGGUCCUCCACAUUACUUUAAAGAAUUAAAUCCAUCACCAUGAGGGCACAAAUGUGAUCUGAAUAGUGCUGGACAUCAAAAGCUUUCCUUAAAAAACCCUGUAAUUUUGAGGCCAUACUGUUUUACAACUAAAUUAGAGUUACCAAGAACAACAAUGCCUCCUUUAGAUUGCAUCCCUUCUAUGCUGCAGGCGCAGCAAUUAUGCAAACAAAACUUUGAUCAUGUAUCGAGUUCAGAUACUGUACACCAUAUUGACAUGUUUGGGCAGAAUAUUUUUUUUAAAUCCAUUUUUUGUUGUUUUUUUUGGGUCAUGAUAUAUGCUAAAUGCAUUCAGGGAAAGUAAAAUUUAUGGAGUUUUCUUUUAUUUGCUGCAAUAAUCAUUCAAAUGAACAAACAACUGCUUG